This is a messenger RNA of Cladocopium goreaui, 2568 nucleotides long. The record is from the annotation of a GenBank genome assembly. Lineage: Eukaryota; Dinophyceae; Suessiales; Symbiodiniaceae.
ACCACACGAUUUGGAUCGCUCGCUGCAAUGUACAUGCAAGAUGACAAGUACAUGAGAGGCCGGGAUAUGCGGCAAUUUGUGAGUUAUGAUGGACAGCUACCAGGUUUCCUUCCUUCUCUCCGCAUGGAUACACAAAACUGCACUUUAGUAAUGGUGUUUCCAAGAAACCGGGCUGCAGGGGGAACUGUGAAAUCACAUGAGUUGAUCGACAAACCGCUAUCGAGAGCCAGAAGAAUCUUUCACACUUUUGCAUGUGACAGCAAAAUUACGUGCGAGAGAUUGAAACAUAUCAAAGUCGAUGAUGAACCUGUCUGCAUGGAGCUUUAUCAGGAAGAUAUCCGUGAUCGUUUUAUCGAAAUCCUAGCUCAGUCUGGGUUGGAAGCCAGCCAAUUUUCAAGCCUUGAUGGUGACGAAACCUUCUUGAAGAUUUGGCUGCCGGAACAAGGGCAGGUGAUUGACUUCAUGGCUGAUGCCUUGCACUACAACAUGCCACUGAAAGAAACGGUGUAUCAGGGUAUUGAACCUCAUGCCCCUUAUCCUGGGGGAGCUCCAAUGGAAAAUUUUGAUGCACAGCCUGUUGUGGCAUAUUGUGAAUUCUCGAUUCCAGACAAGAAGAACUUUCAGGACUUCCGAAAGGUGGACUCGAUUCGCAUUCUGAGUUUUUGGUUGAAUGAAUGGGUGAGCCUGGAUGAAAUGGAGCGACAAGGAGUCAUCAGCUGCCAUUUUCCAUGCCCAGAUGCUGGUGAACUUCACCAGAUUCAUUCUGCACUUCUGGCUCCGAGACAAUGGAUGACUUUCACUCCCCAUACGAGUGCCAUUACCAUUCGGCGAUACUUUGGGGAGGAGAUCGCAUUUUUUUUUGGAUUCUUGGGCCACCUCUGUCGAUCUCUUCUUUUCCCGGGCACCGCAGGAUUGAUUUUCCUGAUUGUGACCCAGUUCGUUGAAGUCGAAGGACACAGGCUUGAUGGACUAAGGACUUCACUCUGUGUUCCGAUGUCGAUCUGGGCUGCAAGCUCUCUUCACGUCUUUGAACGCAAAACUGCUCGAAUGAAACAGCUCUGGGGUGUGCACGAAAGGGAAGCAAGGGAGAUGCCAAAUCCUGACUGGAACCCAACUCCUCACAGCGGGGAGUGGGGCAAGCUCCUUUCCACCUUUAUCACUCUUUGCUUCGUGACCUUGUACAUAGCGGCGAUCUCUGCCCUUUUGGCUUGGCAGUUCAAUUCCAACCGACAAAAAGAUUCGCUCUUCCAGCGAGCCUCACUGAUUCUGAGUAUUCUUAUCAAGAUAGGAGGACUUGGCUGGAGAUUUCUAGCGCCUUUUGUGGUGAGCCUUGAAAACCACAGAACUUUGAAAGGAUAUGAUGAUGCCCUUGCAUUGACUCUGUCCGGAGUGAAGCUUCUGAUGACAAACUUCCCGUUCUUCUACAGCUGCUUCCUUACCAAUUUUGUGGAGACCAAAUGCGGAAAGAACUUCGAAGAGGUUGCGCCUACAGUUUGGCCUGGCUUCAAUGAGAGCCUCAUCGACAGUCAGACCAAAGAAGCCCUGCUGAAGUACACAUUCACUUGGAGUAGAAGAAUCCGGGGUCGAGAAGACGAGACCUUUUGCAUCAACGGUUGCUUUCCGCCUGAUUGGCAUUAUGCUCGUGAAGACUCGAGAACGAAUUGUGACUAUGAUGUGACUGCCAACCUCCUCACGUACUUUGUUUUCCUCCUUGUGCUGGAUAUGGUAUUUCUGAUCUGGCCCAUCGUUCUAUCACGUUGGGAGAUCAAUAAGGAGUACCGCAAUGCAGAAGAGGCGGAGGGCAAUCAAGACUUCUCAUAUUCAAUCCUGCAAUGGGAGGCGAAGAAAUUUCAAUAUGUGUAUGACUCCUGGGGUGGUGACAGAGUGACAGAUUUUUUGGACAUCACCGUUGCAUACUCCGUUGUAGCUUGCUGGGGCUGCAUUUUGCCAACGAUCGCUACGCUAGCCCUCGUUGUGCUGUUCAUCUCCAUGCACCUGCGAAUGUACAGGAUGCUGUAUGUGGCACGUCGCCCCUUACCACACGCAACUGCUGGACUUGGCAUUUGGAAAUCAAUCAUUCUCUACACCAAUGUGGCUGCUGUAGCCUGCAAUGUGGGACUUGCUUCAAUUUUUUUCUAUCCAAUGCGUCUCCGUCCACCAGGGCAGCAAUUGACCAUGUUUAUCAUUGGAGAACAUGUGAUAUUUUUGCUUCAAGCCGCAGUUUCUGCUUUCGUUCCAGAAGAACCUUCUGAUGUGAUUGACAUCAAGUACUUCAAUCGACACGUCCUAGCGAUUCUUGGGCGGCGACGGCAUCAUGAGCAGUUGGUCCCACCUGUCCACAGCAAUUUAAACACGAUUGAUUUGUCGCUGAACCCAGAGAAUUGGGACAGCGACUCCAGUGCUUCGUCUCUAAUGACUGGCAGUUCUAGACCUGUUUGAACGAUUUUGAGUGAAGGUGAACCUACGAUGUCAGAUUCAAAUGUGAUACCCUGGUUACUUGGGUAGUUGUUAUGUGUUUGCAUAAAGUGCCGUCCGCCGUGCAGAAGAUCUCGAUUUCCAGCUGAAAAC